Caenorhabditis bovis is the source of this 417-nucleotide messenger RNA. NCBI's taxonomy places the organism in Eukaryota, Metazoa, Nematoda, Chromadorea, Rhabditida, Rhabditidae. The record is from the annotation of a GenBank genome assembly.
AUGUUGGGUCUUGCUCAGGGAUGCUAUGACAACACAAUUCCAUAUUUGCAACAAAGAGAGCAGUUUGGUUCGAGACUUAUUGAUUUCCAGGGAAUGCAACACCAAAUUGCCCAAAUUGGAACUGAAAUUGAAGCCGCUCGGCUUUUGGUUUACAACGCUGCGCGUCUGAAAGAGAAUGGCAUCAAUUUUGUGAAGGAGGCUGCGAUGGCGAAACUCUAUGCAUCGCAGGUUGCUACAAACACUACAUCGAAAUGUAUUGAAUGGCUCGGAGGUGUUGGAUUCACCAAAGAAUUCCCUGUUGAGAAGUUCUACCGUGACGCCAAAAUUGGAACUAUUUAUGAGGGAACAUCAAAUAUUCAAUUGAACACUAUUGCGAAAUUGAUUGACAAUGAGUACAAGCAGAAGCAAGCUAUUUAA